This is a messenger RNA of Rhopalosiphum maidis (corn leaf aphid), 3624 nucleotides long. Its product is annotated as transcription factor mef2A-like. The transcript has 3 exons. NCBI's taxonomy places the organism in Eukaryota, Metazoa, Arthropoda, Insecta, Hemiptera, Aphididae. The record is from RefSeq and is a predicted model, not a curated record. The coding region runs from base 569 to 2275 and encodes 568 amino acids.
UCGUGCGCACGGUCGGUCCCCGCGGAACCGUCGUCGAACCGCAACGAAAAAAAUCCCUAACACCUCUCGUCACCGCGCAGAGUCGCCCGUCGUCUCGUCCGCACCGCGACUAUUGUAAUAAUAUACGGUUCCUCCGCCGCGCCGAGACCACUGUACCGUCUCUUAUACCCAAACCGCGGUAUAGACCGCGCGUUUUCCGACCGUCCGUCCGAGUCGGUUCUACAAUAACAAAGUAAUACAGUAUAAUAUUGAUGUGACAAAACAACGUUGUUCACAUCGUACAAUAUUUGUUAUAAUUCGUUAACACACGCGACGACUAUAAUAAUAUCAUCAUCGCCGCCGCCGUCGUCGUCGUCGUGGUCGUAGUUGUUAUUUUGCUAUUAUCGCGCGAACAAAAAACGUCACGAUCACGCGACCUGUCACAUCUGCUCGGCGAUUUGGCGAACACAAAAGAUCCGCUCCGACAAAACAUAUCGUACGCAAACACGCCAACCCGCAAAGCUCGUCGUACCUAUAUAAAAACGGUACCGAUUGCGACGACAUAAUUUACAUCACCACAGCGCGGUCGAUGAUAUUGCCCGACGACAUUUCUGUUCUGGUUAAUUUUUUUCGUUUCUUCCGCAUCAGUUACGCGUCACGUCACGUGAUUGCCACUAAGACGACAACGACGACGACGACGAUGGCCGUCGACGGUAAAAAAACUUGCAGCCGACUCGCCGCCGCGACUGUCCUCUGGCUGCUCGUCGCGAUCUUCGCAAAUCAGAAUUAUGUACACUGCCAAGCUGCAAUAGAAGAAGAGCAAAAGUACGCACAAAAAUAUUCCCAACAAUUAUCAAAUCUAAAAAUACUACAACAGCGUGAACAGCAACAAGAACAGCAACAACUACUAUCACCACCACAGCAACCACUAUCACCACCAGAGCAACCACUAUCACUAUCACAGCAACCACCACCACAGCAACCACCACCAAAUCAGCCACAAUCAUCUGGAAUAAUGGGUCCAUUAAAUAUGAUGGAAAAUAGUAUACAACCAAGUAUAAACAAAAUUACUAAAGAAGUAAUUAAUCCUGACUUUGGGUCAAGACCAAUAACACAACAACUGAGCAAUGGUGCAGGUUCAUCGAAUAUACCGAUCGGUGACCGAGUACCAAUGUUUUCCGGUAGUUUACCUGUGGUAACUGGUUCUCAACAGUCUCAAUUACCCAUGCAGACUGGUGGUCCACCACAGGCGCCAAGCUUCGUUGAAACUAACCCAUCUCAAGGAAUGAUUUCAAAUUCACCAUCAUUGCAGACAAAUCGGCCACCAGUCCAAAAUACAUGGAAUGUUCUCCCAUCGGCUAACGAACCUACGAAUAAUCCACAAAACUAUUUAAAUAACCCUCAACACCAUUUGAAUAACCCAAAAAACCAUUUAAAUAAACAGCAAAAUCCUUUGUAUAACCAUCACCAAUAUCCACUACCGAUGCAACAGAAACCAAUGAUGCAGUUACCGCCACAUUCACAAAGACUUUCUCCGAAUCACCACUUUCCUUUAAGGCUACCCAUGGACCAACAGGGCCAGAGACCAAACCAAAUGCCAUAUUAUAUGAACGGCAAUAGUGGCAACGGGUAUGAAGUUUCGAUCCAAACGUCAAGCAAUGUACCAAGUUUUCCGAGCCAGUUAAAUUCAUUUAUGAAUCCAGGAGAACUACUGCAGCCCGUGCACAUGUUGAAGAAUAUUAUGCCGGCGAAUCCUAUGCAGAUAGUCCAGAAGCCGGCGGAAAUGAUAUUCAACACGGUCGACAAGUUUGGCAGAUACGGCGAGGGCGUAAAGGAAGGUUUAACCACCGCGUUCAAGAGUGUAGUUGGCAAAAUAUUUGAUCAAACCCAAUCGGGGGCGCAGACAGUGUUCGACCUGGGCUCGAACGGAACCAAUGCUAUCCUUAAUUUUGGACGGAGACUUUUGGUGCCGGAAACCCUCAAGAACCAGCAGAAUCCAACUGAAUACGGUGGCCAGUAUUAUUCGCCGCAGCAGGGUAUGCAGCCUCCGAAUUACGCCUUCAAUCCUAAAAUGUCACCCCCCAACUAUGGUGGAAUGGGCUAUAAUAAUAUGCAGCCCCAGGCGGGGACAGGACAAGUCAUGGCCGGUAACAGUAACGGUCAGAUGUUCACACAGCGCACAGCUCCGCAAUAUAAUACCGAGUACGCGUCACAGGAAGAGCAGAAUAUGCCGAACUCCGCCAUGUUCAACCCCAUUAGCGGAUCGCAGCCGAUAAUCCAGUAUGGCCAACCCUGAGGACAUUCUAGUGCUGUCUCGGAGUGUGCCCAAGCCACCGGUCCUCCGCCUUUUUAUCUUUCUUCAGUAUUCCUUCUCUCGUAUACACGUAUCACAUAUAUACAUAUAUUAUAACAAUGCAAUAUUAUAUGUAUUAUUAUUUUAGGGCUGGGAUUUUAAUGCCCUAAAAAAAAUAUAUAAAUAAAUAAAUGAGCAAAAAAGACUUGAUAAUAUAUCCGAAAAUGUAAUUCUUUGAGUUUGGGAAGUGAAAAACUAUAUAUAUUAUAAUAAUACAUAGCCUAGUGGUAAUAGGAAAAUUAAAAUAAAUAUAAUAUUGUUUUCGCCUCUUUAAAUGUGUUUUAGAUACGAGAACGGUGGUCGACGAAUGUUACGCGUGGGAUAUAAAUUGUGAAAAUGAUCUUAAAAGAUUAAUUUUAUCAAAUUGGUUGAAGAAACAAAAUAAAAAUAAACAGAAACGCAUAAACAUUUGUAAAGCACUAAAGCUACCUAUGAUUUACAACACAAUUGAAACAGAUUACGUCGUAUCAUUGUAUCAAAAUCUCAGCCCUAAUUAUAUUUAAUUGUAUAUAAUAAUAAACGCGAUUAUGUGUACAUUUACAUUGGUAGGCACCUGUUAUUUAUAUGUUACCUACCUAUAGUGUAUUUUCAAUAUUAUUGUUACAUUUUAGUACUUACAUGCACCCAAUGAUACCUAUAACGUACAGAUAAUCCUGUCCGAUAUAAAAUUAAAACAUCAUAAAAAAAUAAUACCUAUAUAUUAUAUAGGUGUAGGUAUCAACAUAAUGUUAUACAUAGAAGCAGACCAUCAAAGUAGCUUAAACCUCAUCUCUGUAUUAAUGUUUCAAAACUAUAAUAUGUUGUCAAUUUAAAUACCUCUAUUUUUACAUUGUUUGAUUUUUUAAUUGUUUGAGUAAAAAACGAAUCACAUAAUAGGUUCUCUUUUUUAUGAAUUAUCUGCACGUUUAACUUGAGUAAAGUAUAAUAAUCACGAACACAACCAAGGUGCUGGUACCACAACGCAUUCAAAUUUUGUUAUUAUUACUACUAAUUAAUAUAUCUAUUACCUAGUGUUUUUAAGUUGAUACGACAUAUACGUAUAAAAUAGCAUGUACAUGUAUCUAACUAUAAGUUUAAAGCAUACCCAUAUUAGCAACUAUGGGUAUGUACAAAAUAUUUAUUUAUUCGUUAAAAAUAAUAAUUUAAAUUGUUUAUUAGAAAACAUAAAAUGACUGGGAGAGCACUUUUUUAUUGCACUAUGAUCGUCUAGAUUUUAGAAGGAAAUAGCGGAGUAAAGUAUAAUAAUUAUUAUUGUUAAUAUGGUGUCCACGUAAUAUAUGAUUUAUGUAUGA